Molecule: messenger RNA, 993 nt
Organism: Cryptococcus wingfieldii CBS 7118
Lineage: Eukaryota; Fungi; Basidiomycota; Tremellomycetes; Tremellales; Cryptococcaceae
Exons: 7
Coding region: 1-993 (330 amino acids)
Source: RefSeq, a predicted model, not a curated record
AUGCUCACCUCCAUCCCCUCCCUCCUCCCCCUCCUGCCCCUCCUGCCCCUGCUCCCCGCCGCCCUCGCCCAAUACACAGCCACCUACUCCCCCGGCUCCCUCCCCGAUAGCUCCGAAGAAGGCCAGUACGGCACAAACGCCUGCGGGGACGGUUCGGCGUACUGCCUCAAAUCAGGUUACGGUACCAGGCUCAUACCCGAAGGAACUCUGACCGGGGCGCACUUUGUGAAAGUGCAGAGCGACAAAGUCUCGUAUGUCCAGGUUACCGGUAAAGGCGACUUGACGAAGCUGUUGAUCGCAGACGGCGAUGAGGGCGGUGAACUUGACGUACCCUGGACCGGACUCGGCAACCCCCAAGGCGGGCUCGUGUUUACAAACGCCUUCUCUGGUUCUUAUGAACAGACGCAUGAGUGGACUAGCUUCAUGUCUUCUGAUGAAUUCUGUAUUCGAGCUUGUCAGGAUGGCGAUAAUGCUGCUUCAUACUGCCAACACAUCUACGACCUCCUCGGCUGCGGAUUUACAAUCCCCGGCUCCACCUCCGACGGCUUCGACGCCUGCCUCGCCCCGCCCACAGACGAAGCCCCGGGCGUAUACGACGGUACGACCUUCUACCAAGGGGACGCUACGACGCCUGCGGCGCAUGCGGCCGCGGAGACGUCAGAGUGUCAGUAUUAUUCGUCUGUGGGCGGAAAUGGAGUUUGGAAUAAGCGCUCAGAGGGAGGGGAGGGGGAGGAGAAGAGGGAGGAGAUGGUGGUUAGUGUGACGUCGACUGUGACGGGCAAAGCGACGACGACGACAGUCUUCUCUACUGCGCCUGCUACCGCUUCUGCCACUGCUUCGACUACCCCAACAGCCCUCAAAGCCAACGCUUCCUCCUCCUCCUCCUCCUCCUCUUCCUCCUCGUUGUCGGGUGCGGGCCCCCGCGCAUUCGUGGUCGGGCCGGUGAUGAUGGGCGGUUUGGGGUUGGUGGGUUUGAUGAGUCUCUUGCUCUAA